This is a messenger RNA of Salmo salar (Atlantic salmon), 4380 nucleotides long. It is a transcript of the gene klhl8, whose product is annotated as kelch-like family member 8. NCBI's taxonomy places the organism in Eukaryota, Metazoa, Chordata, Actinopteri, Salmoniformes, Salmonidae. The record is from RefSeq and is a predicted model, not a curated record. Gene Ontology annotation, molecular function: protein binding.
GGCACCGAUGGUUAUUUCCUGAUAUCAAGGAACGCCCACAUCAAGAAACGCCCCGAAUUGAUGUCUGCGCAGAGCGAGUCGAAUGGUUUAAUUUCUGUGCCUGUAAAUGAAAGUGGGAUUGGAUUUUUACAAGAUGAGGUCUGACUCCCUGUAGACUGUGAUGGCUCCAGGCGACAUGGUGCCGGAGCAUGCCAAGCAGCAUAAGCUCAAGCAGGAGAAGGAGAACCGUCAGGGCACCACCACCACCACCACCAGGCCUGAUGGAGACUCUGAGCCUGACGGAUCUUUUGUCUUUGAGGCCCAUGAGGCAUGGAAGGACUUCCACGACUCCCUGAGGCAGUUCUACGAAGUGGGGGAGCUCUGUGAUGUCACACUGAAGGUGGGCAGCAGGCUGAUACCAUGCCACAAGCUGGUGCUGGCCUGUGUCAUCCCUUACUUCAGGGCCAUGUUCCUGUCUGAGAUGUCCGAGGCCAAACAGGACCUGAUUGAGAUCAAGGACUUUGACGGAGACGCCAUCCACGACCUGGUGCGUUUCGCCUACUCCUCUCGUCUGACCCUGACAGUGGACAACGUGCAGCCCCUCCUCUACGCAGCCUGUAUACUGCAGGUAGAGUUGGUAGCCAGAGCCUGCUGUGAGUACAUGAAGGCCCACUUCCACCCCUCUAACUGCCUGGCUGUCCGCACCUUUGCCGAGAGCCACAACCGCGUCGACCUAAUGGACAUGGCGGAUCGCUACGCUUGCGAGCACUUCCGGGAAGUGGUGGACUGUGAGGACUUCCCGUGCGUGUCGCCUCCUCACCUGAGAACCCUGUUGUCCUCCAGUGAUCUGAACAUUCACUCUGAGACUCAGGUGUACACCGCUGCUGUCAAGUGGCUGAAGAAUAACCCUCAACACCACGAUGCCUGGCUGCAGCAGAUCAUGACCCAGGUGCGUCUCCCCUUGCUCCCAGUAGACUUCCUGACGGCCACUGUGGCCAAAGAGGAGAUGAUCAGAGGGAACCUGAGCUGCAGAGAUCUGCUGGAUGAGGCCAGAAACUAUCACCUGCACCUUAGCAACAACGUUGUCCCGGACUUUGAGUAUUCUGUCAGAACAACGCCUAGGAAACACACUGCAGGUGUGUUGUUCUGUGUGGGUGGGCGGGGUGGUUCUGGUGACCCGUUCCGCAGCAUCGAGUGUUACUCCAUCAGCAAGAACAGCUGGUUCUUUGGACCUGAGAUGAACAGUAGGAGACGACACGUUGGAGUCAUCUCUGUAGGAGGUAAAGUGUAUGCAGUAGGGGGGCAUGAUGGUAGUGAACACCUGGGCAACAUGGAGAUGUUUGAUCCUCUCACUAACAAGUGGAUGAUGAAGGCUUCCAUGAACACUAAGAGAAGGGGCAUAGCUCUGGCAGCUCUGGGAGGUCCUAUCUACGCCAUCGGAGGUCUAGAUGACAACUCGUGCUUCAACGACGUGGAGAGAUACGAUAUCGAGAGCGACCGCUGGACUGCUGUGGCGUCCAUGAACACACCCAGAGGAGGGGUGGGCUCUGUGGCCUUAGGGAGUCAUGUGUACGCUGUGGGAGGUAACGACGGUGUGGCCUCUCUGUCCAGUGUGGAGAGGUUUGACCCCCACCUCAACAAGUGGACAGAGGUCAGGGAGAUGGGCCAGAGACGAGCAGGGAAUGGAGUCAGUGAGCUGAACGGGUGCCUCUAUGUCGUGGGCGGUUUUGAUGACAACUCCCCGCUGAGUUCUGUGGAACGUUUUGACCCCCGUCUUUGCCGCUGGAACUACGUCUCUGAGCUGACCACGCCCCGAGGCGGAGUGGGCGUGGCCACGGUCAUGGGUCGAGUGUUCGCAGUCGGCGGUCACAAUGGGAACAUUUAUCUUAACACAGUGGAGGCCUUCGACCCCCGUAUGAACAGAUGGGAGCUGGUGGGGUCUGUCUCCCACUGCCGGGCCGGAGCAGGAGUGGCCGUCUGUUCCACUCACAUCAGCCAGAUCAGAGACGUGGGCCAGGGCUCCAGCAACGUGGUCGACUGCAUGUGACCGCUGUCUGACCACAGGCUGACCCGGAAAACUGCACAAGAUCAGACGUGCACAGAACAGAACCCAUUCCCACUCACAACCACAAGCACUCAAUCACACUGCACGGACACUGACUAGGAGCAGCUGUCCUUAAAGCAGCACUUCCCUUUAGCACUGACUGUAAUGUAACCAGUCUCACUACGUAGGGUGGUGUGCAUUGUUAUUAUUCAGCUGAAGACACUUCUCUGACUGAACCUUAUCAGUGGAGAACUGAUCUACAAACAAUCAAUAUAUUUUCUCUUUUUUGUGAUGUUUACAGAUGCAAUUCAGUGAUUUGGUGUAUUUUGAAAAAGUGAUUGAUUUUCUUUGCGUUUUGACUGCUUUGGAACUUUAUCAAAGGAAAAUGGCUGACAGAUAGUUGAGCUUUAGACGUCUCCUUAGACAGGCCUUGCAUAUCAACUUUUUUUAAGAGAUCAACCAGUUAGUACCUUUGCUCUGUCAGAUCUCACUUUCACAAUCAUCACUGUCUGAACUGAGAGAUCUUCCUAGGUUUCCCAGCGAGUCUCUCACAUAUAAAACCAGUAUGAGAGAGAGAGAGAGAGAGAGAGAGAGAACUGUGAAGUAUGUACAGUAUCUGGAGGAUGGACAGUAUCUGGAGGAUGGACAGCAUCUGGAGGAUGGACAGCAUCUGGAGGAUGGACAGCAUCUGGAGGAUGGACAGCAUCUGGAGGAUGGAAAGCUGUGAAGUAAAGACUCUGUGAACAGAACAGUGUUUGGGAUAAAAAAUAAAUAAAAAAAUCUGUUGACAUUCUAUUGACUCGCACAUAGACAAUGUUUAUUUUUUUAGGAUUUCAGGGCUUUCAUUCAGAUCUAUCCGCUGUAGGCUCCGUGAUGCUGAAACCGCUUUUGUGUUAGCAUUAGCUAGCUGUAGCCUGUAUUUGCGUUUUGAACAAUCAUUCCUAACAGACUGAUUCUAAUUGAGAUAGAUUAAACUAUGGCGGUCUUUGGCAGAGUUGGACUAAAUUGUGAAGCAAUAAGAGGUUGAUGCAUGUCUUUGUUACCAGACUGAACGUGUGCAGUUUUGAAAUGACUGAGGGACUAGUGAUAACUCUCAGGACAGACAGUCUAGGGUCUUAGCAGAAUGCUAACCCUCAUAUUCUCUGUGUUCUACUCAAAGAUAGCUGGGCUGUCAGUAAACAAGUGUGCUUUCAGACGUGUGAAGAGAUUAAUCCUCUAUCUGCCAAAUGGUUCCGAUUGUAUAUUUUUAUAUUUGGGCGUUUUUAUGAAAUCAGUGCUUAUCUUUGGUGUUGUUCUUUACUGUCUUGUCUUGGACUUGUUGUUGUGCACUAUCUUCCUGUAGUCGUCAGGGGUUUCACUAUAUUUUGUCCUAUGGAAAUGUUUAUGCUAUUUUCAAAAUGUUUUGACAGUGAGUGUCUGAUCUUUUUUUUUGAGAAGGUUUUUCCUCAACCUUAUUUUCUUGUGACUCCUGGUCAAUUCAAGGCCUUUCAGGUAAUUCUGGAUUUGAUUUGUAAGACUGUUGUUGGUCAACAGAUUGACCCAAGACUUUGAUUUAGAAAUACACAUGUUUGAAGAGAUGAUAUGCAUUAGGAAAACAUGCUCUUUCCAUGACAUAGACCGACCAGGUGAAUCCAGGUUAAAGCUAUGAUCCCUUAUUAAUGUCACUUGUUAAAUCCACUUAAAUCAGUGUAGAUGAAGGGGAGGAGACUGGUUAAAGAAAGAUUUUUGAGACAUAGAUUGUGUAUGGGUGCCAUUCAGAGGGUGAAUGGGCAAGACAAAAGAUUUAAUGGGGCAAGCCGGAAGUGCCUUUGAACGGGGUAUGGUAGUAGGUACCAGGUGCACCGGUUUGAGUGUCAAGAGCUGCAACGCUGCUGGGUUUUUCACGCUCAACAGUUUCCGUGUGUAUCAAGUAUGGCCCAUCACCCAAAGGACAUCCAGUCAACUUGACACAACUUUAGGAAGCAUUGGAGUCAACAUGGGCCAGCAUCCCUGUGGAACACUUUGGACACCUUGUAGAGUCCAUGCCCCUGACGAAUUGAGGCCGUCUGAUGGUCCUUAAUGUUCUGUACACUCCAUUAUAUGCAUAUUUGCUGUUGUACCCUCCAUUAAGGGAAUAUUGAAUUGUUGCACCAUUGGUUUGUUGUAUUCUACAAUAGAACUGUAAUACCUCUGGUGUGUCAUACUGUAUGCCAGGGGUGUGUACUGACUUGCCAACCGUAAUAUAGAACGUGUCAGUUCAUGCUUUUGUAAAUGUGUUGCUAUUGGUUCAGAUGAAUGCUGUGUCUUGCAUUGUAUUUUAUACAGCUAAAAUCUUCAUUUUGUUGACGUUACUAUAAUAAAUCUGUCAUUAUCCAUGA